Molecule: messenger RNA, 1101 nt
Organism: Ceraceosorus guamensis
Lineage: Eukaryota; Fungi; Basidiomycota; Exobasidiomycetes; Ceraceosorales; Ceraceosoraceae
Product: putative DIC1-mitochondrial dicarboxylate carrier protein
Exons: 5
Coding region: 16-1005 (329 amino acids)
Biological process (GO): succinate transmembrane transport; phosphate ion transmembrane transport; thiosulfate transport
Molecular function (GO): oxaloacetate transmembrane transporter activity; sulfate transmembrane transporter activity; antiporter activity
Source: RefSeq, a predicted model, not a curated record
CGUAGCGACAAUAGUAUGGCUUCUCCAGCAUCGUCAAGUGUUGCUUCGGCUCAGAGGAGGCCCAAGCCGCCGGCAUACCCGUUCUACCUCGGAGGUGUAGCAGCAUGUCUCGCAUCGUUCGUGACACAUCCACUGGAUUGCGUCAAGAAUCGGAUGCAAACUGCAAAGGCAAAGCAGGGGAUGUGGGACGCACUCAAGGGCACCGCAAAGCACGAUGGGAUAUCUGGAUUGUAUGCUGGCCUGACUGCGAGCUUGCUGCGGCAAAUGACAUACAGCGUCACUAGGUUUGGGGCUUACGACUGGUUGAAAGUAGAGCUCAGAACGCCGUCUGAUGGACCACCUAGCAAACCCCUGCCCGCAUGGAAAUUAGCAGCUUGUGCUUCAAUAGCAGGCGCUGCAGGAGGUGUAGCAGGGAACCCGGCUGACAUCAUUCUCGUGCGGAUGACGUCAGACCUCAACAGACCACCAGCAGAGCGGUAUAAUUAUAAACAUGCUCUACAUGGGGUCUACCGUAUGACUGUCACGGAGGGUCCCGUGUCGUUGUUCCGCGGUAUCGUCCCAAACGUCACAAGAGCGGUGCUCAUGAACGCAUCUCAGCUCGCAACGUACGACUUCUUUAAGCAUUCCUUGCUCAACACUGGGCUCUACAAGGAAGGCACAUGGCUUCACUUCAGUGCAAGCUUCCUGGCAGGCACGGUUGCAACCACCGUUUGCAGCCCAGCUGACGUUAUCAAAGCUCGAGUCAUGUCUGCGAACGGCGCUAGCGGUGGUACGAUAGCGAAGCUGCAGCGGGCGAUACAAAAGGAGGGCAUCGGCUUCUUGUUCCGUGGCUGGACACCGGCGUGGGUCAGAUUGUCACCGAAUACAAUCCUGAUCUUUGUGAUCCUCGAGAAGCUCCGAUUGAUGGUGGACGUCGCGAGGGAACAGCAAGGGCUACCCUCACAACGAAAUCCGGGCAUUCCGGAUGUGUCUGGCAGCGCAGAGCAAGACAACAAGAGAUCAUAGACAGUCUUCACUCCUCGUACACUUGGCUUCGCCGCGUCACCCUCUGCGCGCCAAAUCUACAUCAUAGAGACUCUUCGGGCUUGCUGCACUCAAAUU